Gilbertella persicaria is the source of this 907-nucleotide messenger RNA. RefSeq lists its product as uncharacterized. Lineage: Eukaryota; Fungi; Mucoromycota; Mucoromycetes; Mucorales; Choanephoraceae. Gene Ontology annotation, molecular function: chromatin binding. The record is from RefSeq and is a predicted model, not a curated record. The transcript has 4 exons. Gene Ontology annotation, cellular component: pericentric heterochromatin. Bases 311 to 865 code for a protein of 184 amino acids. Gene Ontology annotation, biological process: negative regulation of transcription by RNA polymerase II; chromatin organization.
CUGUUGCUGCUGAUGUUGUUGAGUAUACAUCUUGGCAGGUGUAUAAGGUUCUCCUCGUAUCAUGAUUGUUGUAUUUACUUGUACACUAAGUUGCUUCUUUUCUUGUAUUCUUUCUUCUAGUAAUGCAAUCUCAAGUGAUUUAUCUUGUUGUGUCUUUUUCUUCAAGUACCAUUGUGAACUAUUGCCAAAAUACGUCAAUGUAGGAUACAUGAUUGAAAAGAAAAGUGAAUGAUAAUUUAGUGCCCUAAGAGUAAAACGAACAAUUUUAUGCAUGUGACUCCAAUUUCAUUCUUUUUCUUUGUUUGACAUCAUGACCUUAAAAUCAAAAACGACUUCACCUCCACCUGCUGCUGACGAUGCAGUCUAUGAAGUAGAAGCGAUAGUUGAUCACAGAAGGUCUUUAAGAGACGAUAAAAAAAUAGAUUAUUUAAUAAAAUGGAAAGACUAUGACAGCUCAAGUAAUACGUGGGAACGAGAGGCGAACAUUUACUCAAAGGAGUUAGUAGAUGCAUAUUGGAGUACUAUACCAUAUACAAUGGACGCGUUUCGACACAAUAAGCAUAAUACGACCAAAAAGCGAACUCAUUCACCUAGUCCAGCCCGCUUAGAGCGUAGUCAAUGGAUCCAUCAAGUCAAAAUGUCCGAAAUCAAAGCAGCACCACCUCUAGGUUAUAUGUGGAAGGAUAUCGAAGCCAUUGUGAAUGUAUUCAAGACAGAACCCAAUAUCUUCUUUGCAGAAGUCAAAUGGCCUGGUAUACAAGUCAAUACUUAUAUUCCAACACGCAUUAUUAAGAAAUAUAACCCCAUCAAGUUGAUUUACUUUUAUGAAAGUCAAAUCGAGUUUCAAUUACCAUCUGAAGCGUAAAUUCAAAAUUCUAGUUUUUUUUUAUGGUCGCGUCUUUUUUCG